This is a messenger RNA of Pelagomonas calceolata, 1331 nucleotides long. The record is from the annotation of a GenBank genome assembly. Lineage: Eukaryota; Pelagophyceae; Pelagomonadales; Pelagomonadaceae.
CGCGAGAACAGGCACAGGAACACAGGAAUUGAGGAGUUAAGCCGACACCGCAAUCAGGCCUGGCUCUGCGCUAGACGCCACCGGCGCGCGUCCGCACACGAAGUCGACGCCGUCGACGCCGGCGCCGCCGCGACGCAACAACAAUGAUGAAGGAGAUGGAGAUGGUCUCGAGCCCGCGCCCGCCGCGGCCGGGCCCCGCGGCGACCGCGACCAGCGCUCGCAAGCCCACCGCGCGGUGCUCGUCCGCGCUGGGCUGGGUCGUCGCCAUGAACGUGUUGCUGGCGGCGACGCAGAUUGCUGUGGGUUCGGCUGUGAAAUCGCUGGCGCUCGUCGCCGACGGCGUGCACACGCUCUCGGACGCGCUCGCGGCCUACGUCGCGCACCUGGCGGAGACGUACGAGAGCAAGGCGUUCGACCGGGAUCGGUGGCCCUUCGGCUACUCGCGCGCCUCGACGGUCGGCGCGCUGAUAAAUGUCGCCGCGCUCGAGGCGCUCUGUUUUUCCAUCGCGCUCCACGCGACGUGUCGGAUGUUUGAUCCCGAACCUCCGACAAAUCUGAAGUGGUUGGCCCUAACGUCGCUCCUCGGCGUGGUCAUCAACGGUGUCUCCGCGGUCCUCACGUGCUGCGGCGUGCGGGGCGCACACGUCCAUUUGGGCCACGGCGCCACGGGCUACGAGGGCCUGAGCAUCUCCGAGGACGGGCAGCCGAAGGGCUCCGCGUGCGUCUGCUGCGCGCCGAUCGUGCCGUCGCCGCUGACGCCGCGGAAGCUGUCGGUCGACGGCGAGGUUACAACGAAGCCGGAGGAGUUGGGCGUCGGGCGUUUGGCGCUGGUCGCGCAUCUCGCGGGGGACGCGGUCACGUGCGCCGUCGUCCUGGCGGAGGCGCUGGUGUUGAAGUACGCGGCGCCGAAGCUGCCGCGGCGGACGCGGCGACUCCUUUUGCGAUAUUUGGACCCGUCGCUAUCGUUGAUAUUGGGCUUCGCGAUCGGCGCGGCGGCGUGGCCGGUGGGCGCGCGCGCGGCGCGGAACCUCCUCGACGAGUCGGCGCAGCCCGGUCUGAAGGGCAAACUCGCGGCGCUCGACGGCGUGUUGAAGGUCGACGGCGCCGCUUUGCUCGUUUUGCGGGACCAGCCAUUCGCCGCGGCCGGUCUCGCGCAUCUCAUCGCGGCGGAUGCCCGAUCGGCUGAAAUCGCAUCGAAGGCCGCGCGUGGGCUUUUCCGAGAUAUCGGCGCGCGCGAGGUCUACGUCGACGUCCGGUUGGCGCCUUCCGAGCUGUCCGCGCCGGGGGCGGGAUGGGCACGGAUGAAGCGACCAUCGGCGGCGAUGGUGUGA